Molecule: messenger RNA, 1176 nt
Organism: Didymodactylos carnosus
Lineage: Eukaryota; Metazoa; Rotifera; Eurotatoria; Philodinida; Philodinidae
Source: the annotation of a GenBank genome assembly
AUGAUUGGGAGUACAUCCCGAUCGGGAUAUGUCUCCACAGUGACUACAGAUGCCAGAAUACCAUCAUUAUGUAUCCUGUGUGGAGCAGCACCAUCUGUUGAUAAUGAUAUUUGUGCUAAAUGUGGGACAGUUUUUGAAACAAUUGUUAAUCCUAAGACACAAACGAAGCAUCACUCUAUCGAGAAUAUUUCCACAAAAAGGCAAGUGUCAAACCAACUUUCGUUAACUAACAAAAGGCAACGCGAUCAAUCAUAUCAGCCUACACUCACAGUUUAUCCUCUAAAUAUAUUAGAUCAAGAUGUAGCAGGAUUCACGGAUAUUGAAUGCAUGUAUUUUACAAAUGUGACACAGACAUAUGAACACUAUUGCUUGAAUCCAUUUGUAAGGAUGCAAAAAACAUUGAUUUCUCAACGAACGAAUAAACAUGAAAUUACAAUACAAGAUUAUGUGCGUCUUCGAACGAAUCAUAAUGAAUCAUCAGUUUCUUUUUUCAAUCAUAUAGCCGAAUUCCGUUGUUUGUUAAAACAAGAUAAACAAGUAUUACUUCAGAGAAAUCAAAGAUACGCAGUUCGAGUACAGGCCACCGAAAUGGUAAAACAUUUUCGUGGUUUACAUUCUGAUAUCUGUUCAACGGUGAGAAAGGUUGUUGGUGAAGAUUUAUUGAAAUUAAUUUAUGAUGAUGAUAUAAUGAGUCGAAUUAUGAUUGAAUUAUCUAAAUAUGAUGUGAUUUUCUUACAUGAUCCACUAAUAACACAUUUUCUAUUAAUUAUUCUUAUAUUUUCAUCAAGUUUUACGGUGACAGUAAUGAACGAUGAAUAUCAUGACUAUUCGACACCAAGAACAUCUGAAUUAGACAUACUUCAUCUCCAAAACUUUUAUGUGAAUUUAUUGUGGAAAUAUAUGGUCUAUCGUCUAGGCGAAACAGAAACUGUUCGUAUUUUAACACAAUUCAUUGAUUCGGAAUCGGAUAAUGUUACCACUAGUGUCGUGAAUGAAUAUGAACAAGUAGCAUCUUAUUCGGAAGAUGAAUUCGAAAAUGAAGUACAAAUUGAUUCGCAAUAUUUAUCGAACGUUAGUAACUAUCCCAAAAAUCCCACCAUUGUUCAUGAUAGUACACUUGGUGUACUCCAACAAUAUUGUACGGAGCGAGAAAUUUGGCGUCUUUCUCCAAAAUGA